AUGGUCCCCCACGAUUUGGAAGAGUUGUUUGCCUGCCUCCUUUCUCCAGCUGACUAUAGUCUGUGGAAACAGAGGUGGAAGAAGUCGUUGGAGGCCAUCCUUCCUGAGCUGUUGCGCAGCGAGGAGUCCGCAGUUGACGCGGACGAAAACCCCCUCUCGAUAGAUCACCUGUGCGGGAUUGCCCUGCCGCGCAUCCCUGCCCUGGACCUGCAAGGGGCAACAUGGGGGGAAAAGGGGGAGAGAGAGUCUUCAAUAAAACUAAAAGCGUGGCGCGAACCUGCCCCGCGCGAAGCAACAAAUGGGGCAAGUAUCGCGGAGGAGGGGGGAAACAUCAACCGGACAUGGCCUAUUCACUGGACGAGACACUUGAUAACGACACGAGACAUCCUCUUUCGGUCCCAGCACUGGACAGUAGUAGCUGUGGACCCACUGGAGGAAAAGAUAAUGGACACCGGACGUGACAGUAAGUACAUCGGCAUCGGGGACACCAAGCACACACCCCCAGAGAUUGAGAUUUCUCCAAUCACCUUUCCGGGUGGUCCGGAGAACCUCAUUCUCCUGGCACGCUGCACUCAUCCACCCUUCUUUUUGCCAAAGGGGCAAAUCAUUGCCCAGUUCAUACCAGUACCUGAACAGGUCCCAGUAGACGACCACGCACCAGGCGUCUACUGGGCAGAAGUGGUGGGUGAGGAAAAGCCCAUCCUGGACUGCAGCGUCAAGCAGGGUGCAGAAUCCUUUCAGAUGAAAGGACUGCUUGACAUGGGAGCAGAUGUGACGAUCAUCCCCGAAAGGAGAUGGCCGUCACAUUGGGAGUUGCAACCCGUGGCUGGCAAGAUACAGGGCAUAGGGGGUUCCUCUGUGGGGGAGAGACUUCAUGUCCCAGUGGGGGGUCAAAAUAGAGAUCCCGAAAACCCCUCGGGAUUUUUAGAGGCGGCCACUGUGGAGCACCUCUUCCAAAAGCUGGAUUGGGUAACUGAUGAAGCGGUUUGGAUUGAUCAGUGGCCGCUCAGAAGGGAUAAAUUAAGGGCACUCAACGAACUCGUGGAGGAGCAGUUGUCUAAAGGGAACAUCAUAGAGACAACUAGCCCUUGGAAUUCUCUGGUUUUUGUCAUCCGUAAGCCAGGGAAAGACAAGUGGCGCCUCCUCCACGACCUUCGUGCCAUUAACAAGCUCAUUGUGGACAUGGGGCCCCUUCAACCAGGGAUGCCUACCCCUACCAUGCUCCCCCGAAAUUGGAAGUUGGCUGUGAUUGACACUAAGGACUGUUUUUUUCAAAUUCCCCUACACCCCGACGAUGCCCCAUGGUUUGCCUUCUCGGUGCCCACUCUUAACCGAGAAGCCCCAAUGAAGAGAUACCACUGGCGAGUAUUACCACAAGGGAUAAAGAAUUCGCCGACCAUCUGCCAGUGGUAUGUCUCUUCAUUGCUGUCUCCUGUCCGCGCCGAAAUGAGGGAGGUCAUCAUCUAUCAUUAUAUGGAUGAUGUCCUAGUGUGCGCCCCCCAUGACGAUAUGCUUACUCAAUCACUUGACCUAGUGGUUAGAGUUCUAACAUCUGCAGGUUUCCAGCUCUAG
Messenger RNA from Pseudopodoces humilis (Tibetan ground-tit), 1572 nucleotides. Lineage: Eukaryota; Metazoa; Chordata; Aves; Passeriformes; Paridae. The record is from RefSeq and is a predicted model, not a curated record.